AUGGCCCUGGACGCGUCCGUCUUCGCGCGCGCGCCGCGCACCGGCGUCGAGGACCUAGUGGGCGUCCGCGCGCUCGUCGGACCCGACGGACCGUCGGGGCGGCCUGUCGUACAGUAUCUCGUCAAGUGGCAGGAUGGAUCUCCGGACACCUGGGAACCGAUAGACAACCUGUCCAAGGACCUCCUGCGCGACUUCGAGGCCAAGUGGUGGAACACGUGCAAGAAGGGCGACGCGGCCACCAUGAAGGAGAUGCUGUCCACCGGCCGCGCCGUGCUCGCCAACACCCUUGACCUCGAGCGGCGUACUGCGCUGCACUUCACCGCGGCCGUCGGGUCCGCGGAGUGCACGCGCCUCCUCAUCGACGCCGGCGCCGAGGUUGACGUGGCGGACAAGGACGGGUACACCCCGCUGCACAUGGCGGCCGGGUACAUGCACGUGUCGACGGUUCGCGAGCUGCUCGAGGCCGGCGCGGACCCCGAGCAGCUCGACCGGGCGGGGCGGUCCCCUCUGGAGCUGGUGGAGGGUCUGUGCAAGAACAUCGAGGCGCGGAACGACCCCUCGCUGCUCGGGCGGCGCAAGAUGCUCGAGGACGUGCGCGGGUUCCUCGUGGAGAACACGUUCGAGGACGUGCUGCCGCGGGCGGUGCUGGAGGUGCGGUCGGCGGGCGGGGACAAGGACGCGGGCAAGGACGCGGGCGCGGAGAGCGAGAGCGAGGAGGCGGACACGGCGGGCCUCGAGUACCUCGUGGAGUGGGAGGACGGCACGGACCCGAUGUGGGUGCCGCACAAGCACAUGUCGGAGGAGGUCAUCCAGGACUUCCAGCAAGGGCUCGAGUACGCGUACGCAGUCAAGUUGAAGGGGCGGCGUGCGCCCGAUGGCGGGGAGGAGGAGGAGUUCUUGGUGGAGUGGAGCGACGGGGCGCCGGAGACGUGGGAGCCGCGGUCGCACAUCACGGAGGACCUCGUCGUGAUGUUCGAGGCCGCGGAGGCCGGGAAGGACCCGAUGGAGGCCUGGCGGGCGUGGUUCGAGGGGCAGGGCGGGGACGGGAACGGCAGCGGCGCGGCCGAGGGGCUCGAGGCGAGCGGGCUGCCGGACCUGGCCAGCCUCGCCUGA
This is a messenger RNA of Pedinophyceae sp. YPF-701, 1113 nucleotides long. Lineage: Eukaryota; Viridiplantae; Chlorophyta; Pedinophyceae. The record is from the annotation of a GenBank genome assembly.